Messenger RNA from Loxodonta africana (African savanna elephant), 1232 nucleotides. Its product is annotated as olfactory receptor 51B2. The transcript has a single exon. NCBI's taxonomy places the organism in Eukaryota, Metazoa, Chordata, Mammalia, Proboscidea, Elephantidae. Gene Ontology annotation, cellular component: plasma membrane. The record is from RefSeq and is a predicted model, not a curated record. Gene Ontology annotation, molecular function: olfactory receptor activity; G protein-coupled receptor activity. Bases 41 to 979 code for a protein of 312 amino acids. Gene Ontology annotation, biological process: G protein-coupled receptor signaling pathway.
CAUAGUUUCCAGAAAGCUAUUCUCCACCUUUUGGCCCACUAUGUGGCCCAAUAUUAGUGCUGUCCCCUUUUUGCUGACUGGCUUCCCAGGCCUGGAGUCAGCUCAUCACUGGAUCUCCAUCCCCUUCUUUGCAGUCUACUUCUCUGUGCUUCUUGGCAAUGGCACCCUCCUUUACCUCAUUAAGGAUGACCACAGACUCCAUGAGCCCAUGUACUAUUUCCUGGCCAUGCUGGCAGGCACAGAUCUUUUGGUGACACUGACCACAAUGCCUACUGUCAUCGGCGUUUUAUGGUUGAAUCACAGGGAGAUCAAUCAGGGGGCCUGCUUUCUGCAGGCCUACUUUAUUCACUCCCUUUCCAUUGUAGAAUCAGAUAUCCUGCUUGCCAUGGCCUAUGACCGUUUUAUUGCUAUCCGCAAUCCCUUGAGAUACACUUCCAUUCUCACCAAUAUUCGCCUGGUAAAAUUAGUGGUGGGGGUAUUUAUGAGGGGCUUUAUAUCCAUUAUGCCUGUAAUCAUACAUCUUUUUUCAUUUCCAUAUUGCUACUCUCAUAUUCUCUCCCAUGCUUUCUGUCUUCACCAAGAAAUCAUGAAACUGGCUUGUGCUGAUAUAACCUUCAAUAGACUCUACCCCGUGAUUCUGGUCUCUUUAACAAUCUUCCUAGACUCUCUUAUAAUUCCCUUUUCUUAUAUCCUAAUUCCUAAGACUGUCAUGGGCAUUGCCUCAGGUGAAGAGAGAGCCAAGGCCUUAAAUACCUGUAUCUCCCACAUUGUUUGUGUUCUCAUCUUCUAUGUUACUGUGAUCGGUCUGUCAUUUAUUCACCGGUUUGGGAAGAAUGUGCCACAGGUGGUCCACAUUAUUAUGAGCUAUGUUUACUUUCUCUUCCCUCCCUUAAUGAAUCCUCUCAUCUAUAGCAUCAAGACAAAGCAAAUUCAAUACGGCAUUCUACGUCUUUUGUUUAAACACUGGUUUGGAAAUUAAACUUCAAUGUGGAUACUUGUCCAUGAAAGAUGGUGGGUAUAUGAGAUUUCUCUGAAUAAAGGGCCAAAAAAUUUCACUGUGUCUCAAAACCCCUGCUGUGGCAGCUUCCACAUCUCUAAAUGAGACAAUGCCAUUUAUAAAGCUUUUAGAAGAGUAUCCUUGAAUUCACAGAUUUACCGUUAGUUCAGUUUAUGGGUUGAUUUAAUUCCCUUCAUUCUGUGUUUUGCUCUCCAAAUGUUAGAGGGCAGAAACA